AUGUCAAGUUCUAACCAUCUAAGUAUACCCCAGAGUCCUAUUUACACAACGUCUUCUCCCUCUACUUCAACGCCCACGUCAACACCAUUUAAUCCAAGAACUCACCGACACAAACGAUCACAAGCUAUACUGGGAGACUUUGACGGUCUAGGACUAUUUAAUAUACCCCCUCCACCACCAGUAACCUCGCCAGGUGGUAGUAGUGCAGGCGGUGGUUCCACAGUCAUUGCUCAGUCAAUACCCAAUACCAAUACACCACGCACAUCAUCGUCUGCAGCAUCAGCAUCAGCAUCACACUAUGGCCACCGGUCAGCCUUGUCCAGUGUGAACGUGUUUGGCAGUCCCGGCUGCAGCAGCAACAGCAUCUAUAUUAAUAAGAACAACAACAGCAACAAUAACAACAACAAAAGCGCUGCUGGUAACGCUUCCGGUGUCAGGACCAUUUCAUCUUCUGCACCAAAGGAAAGAGUUGUUGGCUUUGCAGAUACACCUACAAUCAAAUCUGACGAAGAGUAUGAGCUAGAUCGACAUUUUCGGUUCAAUAACAAAGACGAUUUUGCCAACCCCAUUGAACACGCGUUUUCAUUUCCUAAAAGUGAAUAUGAGUCUCAACAUGACAAACUAGACUACGACGAUGAUCAUAAUCAUGAUCAUGGCAAUUUGAACCACAACUAUAGUACCUCACCAACAUUUCAAGGUGGAGUCACUUACACAACAAGCUUUAGGAAAAGCUUGAGCUCACCAAUACAAUUAUCCAAUAAACUAUCUCAUUCCUCAUUACGGCAUCAACAAAGCACCCCGCGGCUUCCUCAAUCACCUCGACAAUUGACUUACCAACCGCAACUGCAAUUGCAAGAACUGGAUGUGCCUGAUCCCGUUAUUGAUUUAGAUUACAUCCUCACUGCAAACCUCCACAUUGGGCUGCAACUCCACGACGACACCGUAUUCAAUACUGACGAUUUUUUGGGUUCACCAGCAAUUGCCGAGGAGGAAGACACAAUAGAGGAUAGGACAAUGCUAGCGUCAACAAAAACAGACCCGUUGUCAGAAAUAGUAACCACAACCCAUGCAUCUGCAACAGCACCACCACCACCAGCACCACCACCAGCGACAAAACUUCAUGACGAGAUUGAGGAGCAGGACUUGCAAGAACUACAAUUGGACGAAGUAGAGGAGACGGGUGAGCAGGAAAAGACUUUGCCACAACCUGCUCACAAUUUUUACUCACUGACUAACUCAUCGUCAUCCAGUUUCAAUUCGGUACCAAUACCACCAGCAACAGCAACCACCGCAUCGUCCUAUCCUGCACAACCACAACCGCCAACCCCAUCAUUCCAAACUCCUACACGGCAGAGAUCAGGAGCUAAAGCUCAUAGAUAUCAAAUUUUUUACGACCAGUCUAAUCGUAUUUCCAAUGCAAUGAGAGGGUCUGCUGAGAGUAUCGAACGAAGUAAUACAAACACUCCACCAUUGUCUGCAACAACUUCAGGACUACCACAAUCGCCAACAAUUUCAGCAAUAUCCAGUCCCUACAAUUCCACCACGUCACAAUCUGCGCAAACGUCUAAUGCAGGGCAAGCUCCUUUCCUGUUGCAACAACAUCCACUGCAACAACCGGCUUUACGCAAGACUCGAUAUCUCAACCAUUACUCAUCGUUGCCUACGUUAAAGAGCAAGCGUUCUUUCUCCUCGAUAAGGUAUAAUGAGUUGAAGAAGGCGUCAUCCCCAACCAAGGAGUAUUAUCGAUUACAAUCGACAUUAUCGCCGUCAAAGUACAAUGGAAAUGUCAAUUCUAAUAAUGUGCAUUUUGGAUACAGCAAUGGCAGCAGCAACAACAGCACCAACAGCAACAGCACCAACAGCACCAACACCACCAACACCAACACCACCAACACCACCAACACCAAUAUCACUAUUAGUCCUAUUGACUUGGCAACUUCAUUACAUCCACCAGUACCACAAUGCUCCACUCCAUCCACUUUAGCCACACAAUCAACUGCCGAGUCGGUAUCCACUGCGAUUAGCAAUAAACGAGCAGAUGCGUCAACUAGUCCAAUCAGUGUCAACUCUGAAAUAUCGUCCAUGGUAAUCGCUGAUACAAAACUGCUGACAACUCAACAAACAGAAGUUGUUGAAUCUGACUCCAAACCAUCAAUUGUUGUUUCCACAAAAGAUUUGGAACCGUCGCUGCCUAAUCAAGGUUCGGCGUCAACAAUCUCAGGGCUGUUGUUUCCAAUUCCUCAACUGGGACAUAGCAAUGAGAACCUGAUUCUGCUUCAGAGUGAGUCGACCAUCCUGAAUACCCUGUCAUCUCCACGAAUCGUGACAACCGCUUCUAUAACCAAUGGUUCAAACAUGUCGCUGUCCUCCAUACUCCAAGAGCAUAGCAGCAACAACAACAGCAACAACAAUGAUAGUCACUCGGACAAACCCCAUCCACAGAUUGUGUUGGCGCCACCAUCAUCGGAUAUAGGGACUAUCAAAUCACUGCCGUUAUCGUCAUCUACGUCAUCGCCUAUAUCACUGACAUUCAAACUGCCCGGCGCGUCGAUGUCGAUGUCGAUGUCAACAUCAACUCCAAAAAGAAAAACAAGUGAGUUGGAGUUGCCUAGUACUGGUGCAACUUUGUCUCGUCGACCACUAUCACCAACAGAAUCUAAUUUCCUCAAACAAACCCAAAUUCCAAAACACACAACGGUGAGGUUGGACGCCCCCAUGAGCAAGUACGAUUAUCUCAAGUAUCCGAACCUGAAACGUGAGAAGAUGUUGACGAAGAAACAAGGAGGACUCCAGGAGAAAAACGUCGCUGAUGCCAAUGAGCAACUGUCUAGUUUGUCCAAAGCGGCAUCAUCUACGUCUAUACAACAUGAUGAUGGGGCUGCUUUGUCACUCAGUUGGACAAACGAGUCGAAGUUGAAGAAAUUACAACUUGGUGGCACAGGUGCAGCAGGUGGAGAAGAAGCGAGACGAAGAGGCAGGGGAGGAGGACACACCAGAUCAAAGAGCAAUGUUGAGGAUUCAUUGUCGCUGGCGGGGAUGAAACGUAGCUCGAGGUUUUUUGACUGGUUGAGAAAGAAGUAG
Molecule: messenger RNA, 3081 nt
Organism: Lodderomyces theae
Lineage: Eukaryota; Fungi; Ascomycota; Pichiomycetes; Serinales; Debaryomycetaceae
Exons: 1
Coding region: 1-3081 (1026 amino acids)
Source: RefSeq, a predicted model, not a curated record